This is a messenger RNA of Saccostrea cuccullata (small rock oyster), 2026 nucleotides long. RefSeq lists its product as uncharacterized. The transcript has a single exon. Bases 29 to 2026 code for a protein of 665 amino acids. The record is from RefSeq and is a predicted model, not a curated record. NCBI's taxonomy places the organism in Eukaryota, Metazoa, Mollusca, Bivalvia, Ostreida, Ostreidae.
GUCAGAGGGCACUGGUAGACCAGAAAGCAUGAAUAACUUGUCAAUGCCUUCCAUUUAUACCUUCAUGUCACCUGUACAGGUUACAAGUGGUAACUCGCAAAACAUUUCCUGUGAGGUUGGACUUACUCCUAAAACUGUACUGACAGCAGUGUCUGCUCUAAAAGACAACAACAAACCCUCUUCAAGAAAAUCUUUACCAGUUCAUCAAAAUACAGAACCAGAUAUUGGAUUAACAGUUAAAGAAAAACCAACUGUCCAAGUUCCAAGUUCCCAAGAAGCAUCAAAUGUCUCAUCUUCCCCUGCAAGACACAAUACUGAAGGAUCAAAGCAGAUGGUUGCUGUUAAUCAGGGUGAUGGAAGAGUUCUAGGUGAUGUGGAAACAGACUACAGUAAAAUUCCAUACUCACCCAACCAGGAUUUUCUUGCCUCACCUGUUCGUUACCAUAGUCCAGACAUUGCUGUUUCUCUUGGAAAUCAGUACUAUGAACAUGUAUCAUCUAGUCAUUUUGACAGUCCAAGUUUAGCUGUGCCUCAUGCCAGUCAAAUAGUCACACCCACUCUAUGUACGCCAGCUAAUACAGUAUCUCAAAACACACCUAUUAUGUCAGACACUGUAUCUUUUGCAACAAGUGAAAAUGUGUAUACUAAUGGGAUGACUUAUGUACAGAAUUCUGUGCCGUAUCUGGGACAAGUGAUAAAUGCAGGAGACCCUUCACUGCAGUACAAUACAGUGUAUAUUGACAGUAAAGGAACUGUGAUUCAGACAGGAUUAGAUACAGUAGGGCAUAAUGUGGUACCAACAUAUACCACAGAACAGGACAGUAUCUCGACUCAGGAACCUGUGAUGGAUAUUUUAUCAGCUGCGGCUUCAGUGAUAACUUCAAGUCCCCUGGAGACGGUCGAUGGUGAACAGUUAAACGCUACUCCAGAGAAAAAGGACAAAGAAGAAAGUUUGGGACAGCUUAUUGCCAUCCCUGUUGGACGGUAUUAUCCGGAGAAAAAACUACAUGUCAGGUCUCUGGACUUUGGUCCUGAUGCUGCAACAGUAGAAAUCCGAAAACCAGGUUAUGGCAGGGGACGUAAGAAGAAGAGCUAUGGUGAUGUUAAAAGCCCUGUAAAGCCAGGAGGUCUGGGGAAUAAGCAGACCAAGGGAAAAACAAAGAGUAAAGAAGCCGUAAAAGCAAAAGCCGAUAAAAAAGAUGAUGGGGUGUCUCAAAAGCAAACCAGUCUCCUGGUGCAAGUGGUAGAAAAACAGGAAACGGUUGUGGAACAGGCAGAUUGGAAGAACUUUGAAAAAGAUGAUUUAAUUCCAGAUGCUUCAGGUUCUGUAUACAUUGUAGAAGGAAACACCAGAAAGAAAAUUAAGUUAAACAAGACACCUCGUCCAGUACGAAAUUUGUCACCUUACUUUCUGCCCAAUGCUUUUGACUUGGCUUCAGGCAUUAUUCCAGUUAGAACAGAGAUCUACAAGAAGGGGAGAAACAUAACAGUCCCUGCUGGGGUAGCUAUGCCAAAAUUUGAGCAGGUGUCAUCGGGAAGUGUGGAACACGAGGGAGGGGACAGUGAUAUAGACGUGGAUGGGGACUGUGAACUGCCGGAUUUAUCACCAGAACCUCCAACUUCUAGUACACCUGUGUCUAAAUGUUCAGAAUAUGUACAGAGAACAGAGAAAAUACAUGUAACUCCUGGAAAAAUUUCUUCUGUUGAUGUUGACAACCGUAGUAUAAAAAAUUCAUCAGUGAUCACCGUUUCGGACAGUUGUGAUAGUAAUGCAAGCAGGAAACCAAAUAGUGAUUCAAAGAAAAUGGCUUUUAACACAGGGUCUUCCAAUGUGGACAAUAACCCAUUAUCUGUGAGAAGCUGCCAUGGGAAUCCUGGUAGUAUUUUUAGUAACAACAGUAAUUCCCUCCCAGAUCUGGAUAGCCCCCUCCCCCUGAUCAACAUGUCAACUCCCCCAAAGAAAAGAAUCACAGCAUCCCUCAAACAUGGAGGAGGCUGUUACUUCUUCUCUACACUACUGAAUUAA